AUGACCUGCUCUGCUUCCACUGCCUCUUCUGGCUGUCAAAGCCUCGAUGACCUGCGCUGCUGCCUCUGUCUCUUCUGUCUGUCAAAGCCUCAACAACCUGCGCUGCUGCCACUGCCUCUUCUGGCUGUCAAAGCCUCGAUGACCUGCUCUCCUGCCGCUGCCCCUUCUGGCUGUCAAAGCCUCGAUAACCUGGGCUGCUACCUCUGCCUCUUCUGGCUGUCAAAGCCUCAACAACCUGCGCUACUGCUGCUGCCCUUUCUGGCUGUCAAAUCCUCGACGACCUGCUCUGCUGCCACUGCCCCUUCUGGCUGUCAAAGCCUCAACGACCUGCGCUGCUGCCACGGCCUCUUCUGGCUGUCAAAGCCUCGACGACCUGCGCUGCUGCCGCUGCCCCUUCUGGCUGUCAAAGCCUCGAUGACCUGCUCUGAUACCACUGCCCCUUCCCGCUGUCAAAGCUUCGAUGACCUGCGCUGCUGCCGCAGCCCCUUCUGGCUGUCAAAGCCUCGAUGA
Messenger RNA from Podarcis lilfordi (Lilford's wall lizard), 510 nucleotides. Lineage: Eukaryota; Metazoa; Chordata; Lepidosauria; Squamata; Lacertidae. The record is from the annotation of a GenBank genome assembly.